This is a messenger RNA of Mesocricetus auratus (golden hamster), 1642 nucleotides long. Its product is annotated as myeloblastin. The record is from RefSeq and is a predicted model, not a curated record. The coding region runs from base 741 to 1532 and encodes 263 amino acids. Gene Ontology annotation, biological process: proteolysis. The transcript is spliced from 5 exons. Gene Ontology annotation, molecular function: serine-type endopeptidase activity. NCBI's taxonomy places the organism in Eukaryota, Metazoa, Chordata, Mammalia, Rodentia, Cricetidae.
CAACCUGCUUCCCGAGAGUGUGGGAGACAGGCCAGGCAAAGACAGAGAUCGCCCCCUCCCCUCAACAACUAGCUAGCUAGUGAGUUGGCUUACUGAAGCCGUGGGGAGAGCCCCUGCCUCAGUGGCUACGGUGGAGGGUCACUGAGUCUUGUGUCAGGAACAGGUGUCUACACAUAUGCCAUGGGAAAAAUACAUAAAUAAAUAAAAUUAAUGUAUAGACAGAAAUGAUCAGAAAAAAGUUAAAUUUAUUUUAAAAAGAAAAAGAAAGAAAAAAGAGAAAACAAUGGGACAUUAUCCCAGUAUGAAGGCACACCCUUGUCACCCCAGCACACAGGAGGCUGAGGCAGGAGGAUCAGGAGUUCAAGGUCAUCCUUAUGUGGUGAGUUCAAGGCCAGCCUGGGCUACCUGAGGCCCUGAUUAACAUGAACACACACACACAGACCCUCUACCACAUCAAGGAGGAAAUCCAGGCAGGACAUAAUGAAUCAGGUCACAGGCUCUGUGGCUCGAAGCCUGGUGGCUGUCACUCAGGCCUCUUCCAGGACCCUCAGCAGGCAGUGGGUGGCAGCUGGCUUCCCGUGCCUGCCGAGAGACCCCUGCAUAGUGCCUCGAUGCAAACUCUCCUGGGCCCCCAACCUGGAAGGAGGAAGUGGGACACCCAGCCUUCAGCCACUGUUCAACGGCUCCCCAGAGCUGGAUUAUAAGAGGGGUUCAGCAAGCAGCGCCCCAGGAGCCUGGCCAUGGCCGGAAGUCACCGAUCCCUCAGCCUGGUCCAUCCCUUCCUGCUGCUCGCCCUGGUCUUCGGUGGCGGAGCUCAGGCCUCUCAGAUUGUGGGUGGGCACGAGGCUCGGCCCCAUUCUCGACCUUAUGUGGCAUCCCUGCAGCUGAGCCGGUCCCCUGGGAGCCACUUCUGUGGUGGCACUCUGAUCCACCCGAGAUUCGUGCUGACCGCUGCCCACUGCCUGCAGGACAUCCCCUGGCAGCUCGUGACGGUGGUGCUGGGUACCCACGACCUGCAAAGCCGGGAGCCUGAGCAGCAGAAGUUCACCAUCACGCAGGUCUUCCAGAACAACUACAACCCCGAGGAGAGCCUCAAUGACGUGCUGCUUGUUCAACUGAACCGGCCAGCCUCCCUGGGCGAGAAGGUGGCGGUGGCCUCUCUGCCCCAGCAGGGACAAUCGCUGUCCCAGGGCACCCAGUGCCUGGCCAUGGGCUGGGGCCGCCUGGGCACCCGGGCGCCCACGCCACGCGUGCUGCAGGAGCUGAACGUCACGGUGGUCACCUUCCUAUGUCGGGAGCACAACGUAUGCACGCUGGUGCCGCGCCGGGCAGCUGGCGUUUGCUUUGGAGACUCGGGGGGCCCCUUGAUCUGCGACGGCAUUCUUCACGGGGUCGACUCCUUCGUGAUCCGGGAAUGCGCCUCCCUCCAGUUCCCCGAUUUCUUCGCCCGGGUGUCCAUGUACGUGGACUGGAUUCACACGGUGCUGCGGGGCGCGGCGCCCGAGCAGCCCUCUGCGCUCCGCACAGCCUGACCGCGCGACGGCCUGGCCUUUCCCGUGCUAGACCGCCCCGCACCCCCGGAGUGCAGCCAGCUGCGUCCCCGGUUCCACGCGACCCCAAUAAACCUGAGACGUAUUUAAAA